CCAGUAGUAUUUAUCCGCUGUUUUACUCAACGCUGUACUUUCUUUACCGGAAAAUAUCUUCUGCAACUUCUCUUCUGCUGCCGCCGGCGCCGGCGUCGCUAAAUCAUCCUCAUCCAAUCUAACGAGUGCUGCUCCGAAGCACAAUCGACCGACCACAGCAAUUCGCAUACAGAAAGUAAAAAACGAUAGCAACAGUGAAGAUUCAGUUACCCAGCUCCAUCGCUUUAUUUUGCAUUUCUGUGUAGUAUCCUUGUUGAUUAGGUCAAUGUUGUUUGCAAGUUUUGCACCUGAAUUUUGUCCGAGUGGCAUCUCUUAUCCGGCGUUCGGAACUCCGCAUUCUACUCCGAAGCAUUUGCCUCCGUCUCGGCUUCGGGUCGCGGCUUCGUCAGCGGCACCUAAUGGAGUGAAGGUUGAGUACACGCCGUGGCUGGUUGUUGGAUUGGGGAAUCCAGGGAAUAAGUAUCACGGAACUCGCCACAAUGUAGGGUUUGAGAUGAUUGAUCGUAUCUCAGAGGCAGAAGGUAUUCUGAUGAACACUAUACAAUCCAAAGCUUUGAUUGGCAUAGGUUCCAUUGGCCAGGUCCCGGUUUUACUGGCCAAGCCUCAGACAUAUAUGAACUUCAGUGGAGAAUCGGUUGGACCUCUUGCUGCAUAUUAUCGAGUACCACUGCGUCACAUUCUACUGGUUUAUGAUGAAAUGAGCUUACCCAACGGAGUUUUGAGACUUCAGCCCAAGGGAGGACACGGUCACCACAAUGGUGUGAAGAGCGUCAUGGAGCAUUUAGAUGGUCGUCGUGAAUUCCCCCGCUUUUGCAUUGGCAUUGGAAAUCCACCCGGUAUGAUGGAUAUGAAGGCUUAUCUUCUCCAAAAAUUCAGUCCCAUCGAGCGACAACAGGUGGAUGAUGCACUGGAGCAAGGUGUUGAAGCUGCAAGAACACUUGUUCAGCAAGGAUUCAGCACUCAAAUCACCCAAUUUAAUCUUGGUCAGAAAUAUAAGUACCAUAAGGUUUGAUUCCUUUUACUUCAUAUAUCUGCAUAGUAGAGGGCAUGAUCGACUAAUAUAUCUAUAUCUAUAUCUAUAUCUAUAUCUAUAUAUAUGUAUAAUUAAUUCUAUGAUGCCUGUUCUGAUCUCAUGUUUGAUUAGGAUUCACUAUAAUUAAAUCAAAUUAUCCCAAGUGUGUAGGAUAAAAUAUAUGAUGAAUUCACAUAAAUG
This is a messenger RNA of Andrographis paniculata, 1213 nucleotides long. RefSeq names its product chloroplastic group IIB intron splicing facilitator CRS2-B, chloroplastic-like. The record is from RefSeq and is a predicted model, not a curated record. Gene Ontology annotation, molecular function: peptidyl-tRNA hydrolase activity. The transcript is spliced from 9 exons. Lineage: Eukaryota; Viridiplantae; Streptophyta; Magnoliopsida; Lamiales; Acanthaceae. Bases 266 to 1012 code for a protein of 248 amino acids.